Penicillium cinerascens is the source of this 1659-nucleotide messenger RNA. RefSeq names its product cytochrome P450. The record is from RefSeq and is a predicted model, not a curated record. Bases 1 to 1659 code for a protein of 552 amino acids. NCBI's taxonomy places the organism in Eukaryota, Fungi, Ascomycota, Eurotiomycetes, Eurotiales, Aspergillaceae. The transcript is spliced from 4 exons. Gene Ontology annotation, molecular function: heme binding; iron ion binding; oxidoreductase activity, acting on paired donors, with incorporation or reduction of molecular oxygen.
AUGGCUACUGGAAAAGACAGUCUACUUCUUUUGAUCCCUUCCACGGUGAUCGAGACUCUCCUGGUAAUCGCCUCCCACCUGAGCUCGGAGCGACCGGUGACUAUAUUCCUCUAUGCAUUCUCCAUCAACUUCGUUAUACUGGCAAUAUGGAACGUCUUCAUAUAUCCAUUCUUUGUCAACCCACUGCGGCACCUACCAACUGUCCAUGGACACCUUAUCGGAGCCAAAGUCUUCAUGCGCCAUCCGCGAGGCCAAAUAACCGUAGACUGGCUCCGCUCAAUUCCAAACGAUGGUCUUAUUCACUUCCGCGAAGCUCUGAACUUCAGCUUCCUGAUUGCAACCAACCAUCGAGCGUUAAUGGAUGUCCUGAACACGAACAGCUACGAUUUCGUUAAACCGCCUGGUGCACGCGCAUUCCUGGCCCGUGGCCUUGGAUACGGGCUUAUUCUUUCCGAGGGUGAUGCACACCGCGCUCAGCGCAAGGCUGUUACGCCUGCAUUUACUAUGAGGAAUAUUCGCGCCAUGUAUCCGCUCAUGUGGACCAAGACGCAGCUUUUCCUGAAGCAGUUGGAGAAGGAGAUUAGGCUUCAUCCGGAGCCGGGUACGCCUUCUGGUGGGCCGGUGGGGUGCCUUGAGAUUUCGGGUUGGGCUAACCGAUUGACACUUGAUAUCAUCGGUCCUGCGGCUAUAGGUCGUGACUUCCAGUCUCUUGAGAACGAGAAUGAUCCCGUUUCGCAGAAUUAUACAGCGAUCCUCAAGCCUUCGGUUGAAUUGCUUGUUCUUUUUGGUGCUUCGCUGCUGUUUCCUCAGUGGAUAGUGAGAAACAUCCCCUGCAAGGCGAAUUUCACUCUCCCGCGGAAAGUGAACUAUUUGCGACGGGUGUUUCAUGAAAUCCUUGUGGAAAAGCGAGAACUGCUUGCACGCGAGAAGAGCGAUCAGGAGCCUGCCGAAGGUGACAUUCUAGGAACGAUGAUGCGAGGCGGGGAGUUCAGUGAUAGUGAGCUCGUCGAUCAGAUGCUUACGAUCCUUGCUGCUGGUCACGAAACAACAGCCGGCGCCCUGACCUGGUGUUGCUACCAUCUCAGCAAAGAACCACACAUCCAGGAAAAGCUCCGCGAGGAAAUCCGCGCCACAAUCCCCUCUGCCGACGCCCCCGUCACCUGGCAAGACCUGGAGGGAAUGCCCUAUCUAAACGGCGUAAUCCAAGAAGUCCUCCGCCUCUACCCAACGGUUCCCAUGUCGGGCCGCGAAGCCAUCCGCGACACAACCGUCGCCGGCAAAAAGGUCCCCAAAGGCACGACCAUCGUACUAUGCCCGCAAUCGGUCAAUCGCAGCUAUGAGUUCUGGGGUGAGACGGCAGAUGACUUCCUGCCUGAGCGAUGGAUUGAUACGGAUAAAGAGGGCAAACAGGUGCCGAAUAAACAUGGCGGUGCGUCUACGAAUUUCGCACAAAUUACGUUCCUUCACGGGCCGAGGGCUUGUAUUGGAAAGGACUUUGCGAAAGCGGAAUUUAGGUGUGCGGUUGCGGGGCUUUUUGGACAGUUUCACCUUGAGUUGGAGGAUCCGACGCAGAAGAUAACUUUCGGAGGCACUUUGACCACUCAGCCUAUUGAGGGGAUGCAUUUGAAGUUGACUAAAUUGGAGGAUUGGGUGGCGUAG